Molecule: messenger RNA, 3113 nt
Organism: Esox lucius (northern pike)
Lineage: Eukaryota; Metazoa; Chordata; Actinopteri; Esociformes; Esocidae
Product: GATA zinc finger domain-containing protein 14-like
Exons: 8
Coding region: 1146-3113 (655 amino acids)
Source: RefSeq, a predicted model, not a curated record
GGGUACAAAAAAGUCAUGAAAAUGUUUGCUCUCAGUGCUAACUAUUCUGGAUAACAGCGUGUGGAAAUUACUUGAAUGUAAAGGAAGUGGUUUACCUGGGAAUAUCCUUUAAAUUUUCACUUCAUGAUCCCUCCCUCUCCUGAACACCCUCCCUCUCUUUCCCCUUCACCCAAAUCUACAAUGUUUCUAAAAGAAAAACCAGGAUAUCAUGGAUAUUAAGUUGUCAAGAGGGAGAGAAAGAAAGAGUUAAAGGGAGAGAUUUCCUACAAGCAACAGUGAUGGAAACUGAGUUAUUGUAUCUCCCCCUUCUAAUUUCAGUGUUCUACAUACCAUCCUCAUGCUUUCGUCAGUAUCACCCGAUUUAUACCCCCUUGAAUUGGACUGAUGCCAUGAGUUACUGCAGAAGAAACUACAUUGACCUGGCUACCAUAGAGAAUACAGAGGAGCUGAACAGGCUUAGUACAAGUGUCGGCUAUAACACCUGGUUCUGGAUCGGACUGAAGAGGGACGACAUGAACCAUUGGGGCUGGUCUGACAAUAGUCCAUACUCAUUCACCAACUGGAUGGACGGAUUGCCCUUCACAGAUCCUUCUUUCAGUUGCACUCUGAUGUAUAUGUUUCCCUACAUUCCAUUGUAUACUAAAUAUUACAACUAUCUAUGUUAUUACCCCAUGACUUUCAUCUGCUACACUGGUAAGUUCAACAAAAUCCUAAAUAUUUAAUGGAUAUUGUGAGAAUUCUGACUGACCCCAUGAUUCACUACUGUGGGUGAUUUAUUUUCAUGUAGAGACAACCUACUCCAUUAACUACAGCCACAAUCAAAACUACUCCCACAACCACACCCACAAACAUCCUGGCGAUUGCUUCCAUAACCCUAACAACUCCCCUUUCAUUCACUUGUUGCGGUUGGGUCUUAUUGUGUGUUAGCUUAUUUUGAGCCAGUGUUUGGUUUUAUUGUGUAUUUGGCGUAGCGUAGUUUUAUUUUUUUUGUUGCUGUUUUUGCAAAUUGGUAUCCAAACUGUGGAUGGAUACCAAUCUGGAAAUAUAGAUGAGUGGGUUGGUGUGAGAAGUUACUGGAAAAAAUGUCCUCAUGAAACAUUAUUCUGUCCACAGAACGUCAUCAGUAUCAUGUUGUUAGCAUCAAUAUGACCUGGACUGACGCCCAGAGUUACUGCAGACAGAACUACACUGACCUGGCUACCAUAGAUAAUAUAGAGGAUCUGAACAGUCUGAAUAGCCUUGUUGGUAACAGUAUAGAUGUCUGGUUCUGGAUCGGACUGAAGAAGGACAACUUGAACGACUGGCGUUGGUCUGACAGCAGCUCCUACUCAUUCACCAACUGGGGGAACGGAUAUCCCAUAGACAAUCCUACAGCUAACUGCACUUUAAUUUAUUUCAAUUACCUUAAUCCACAGGAUCAUAAAUAUUUUAAUGCUCCCUGUUAUUACGCAACUAACUUCAUCUGCUACAAUGCCCAGGAGAAAACAACUACCACCCCAAUAACGACAACUUCCACCCGAAUAACAACAACUUCCACCCGAAUAACAACAACUUCCACCCAAAUAACAACAACUUCCACCCCAGUAACAACAACUACCACCCCAAUAACAACAACUACCACCCCAAUAACAACAACUACCACCCCAGUAACCACAACUCCCACCCCAAUAACAACAACUACCACCCCAGUAACAACAACUCCCACCCCAGUAACAACAACUCCCACCCCAAUAACAACAACUACCACCCCAAUAACAACAACUACCACCCCAGUAACCACAACUCCCACCCCAAUAACAACAACUACCACCCCAAUAACAACAACUUCCACCCCAGUAACAACAACUCCCACCCCAAUAACAACAACUACCACCCCAGUAACAACAACUACCACCCCAGUAACCACAACUCCCACCCCAAUAAUAACAACUUCCACCCCAGUAACCACAACUCCCACCCCAAUAACAACAACUACCACCCCAGUAACAACAACUACCACCCCAAAUAACAACAACUCCCACCCCAAUAACAACAACUACCACCCCAGUAACCACAACUCCCACCCCAAUAACAACAACUACCACCCCAAUAACAACAACUACCACCCCAGUAACCACAACUCCCACCCCAAUAACAACAACUCCCACCCCAAUAACAACAACUCCCACCCCAAUAACAACAACUUCCACCCCAAUAACAACAACUUCCGCCCCAAUAACAACAACUUCCACCCCAGUAACAACAACUCCCACCCCAAUAACAACAACUAUCACCCCAAUAACAACUACCACCCCAGUAACCACAACUCCCACCCCAAUAACAACAACUACCACCCCGAUAACCACAUUUCCCACCCUAGUAACCACAACUCCCACCCCAAUCACCGCAACUCCCACCCCAGUAACCACAACUCUCACCCCAGUAACCACAACUCCCACCCCAGUAACCACAACUCCCACCCCAAUAACCACAACUCCCACCCUGAUAACCACAACUACCACCCCAGUAACAACUACCACCCCAGUAACAACUACCAGCCCAAUAACCACAACUACCACCCAAAUAACAACAACUACCACCCCAGUAACAACAACUACAUUCCCAAGUGCACUCACAACCAUGACCACUACCGGCUCCCAGACAACACUCCCAACCAUGACCACUACCAACCCCCUUAUCACAACUACUGUAAACCCAGACUGAAGAGACAGGUGGUGAGAGGGAAGAUCACCCCAAAGGACACAAAAGUGAACCUCAAUAACGAUGUUCUGGAGGCCAUCUUACGAGAGGAGGAGCGGAACUGGAAAGAUGCUCAGAGUUACUGCAGACAGGCUCACACAGACCUAACCAGUGUGAGGAACGAGGCUGAGAACAGAAUUCUGCAGAUGUCAGCGAAUGGACUGUCUGUGUGGAUCGGACUGUUCAGAGUCUCCUGGAAAUGGUCUGACCAGAGUCAAUCCUUUUUCAGAAUGUGGAUCACUGGAAGUCCUUCAACAGAUCUGAGAAAGAACUGCACUCUGAUUUGUUUUCACAUGAAUGACGCCCCUCCCACUCUCACCGUCAGUGAUCCAGGCUUGUUGUACUUGAGCGGCCUGAAACUCCGGCCUGUCUAA